UGAGCCUGAAUACGGAAGAGAAGGAAAGUAAACAUCACUGCGAGGAACAUCAGGAAGAACUGAAGCUGUUUUGUGAAACGGACAAGAAACUGAUCUGUGUGAUUUGUGCAGCUGGGCGGGAACACAGAAAACAUCGUUUCAUGCAGAUAGAUGAAGCUGUUGAAACCUACAAGGAUCAGGUUAAAUCAUCCAUACAAUCUCUGACAACAAAUAAAUCAGCCAUCCAGGAAACGGAAGAGCAACAGAAGCAGAAGAUUUCCCAAGUCCGGGAGCAGUCACAAAGCCUCAAGUCUCACGUCACAUCUCAGUUUGCUGAACUGCACCAGAUUCUCGUGAAGAAAGAGCAGCGCAUUCUCAGAGAGAUCAAGGAGGAUGAGGAGAAGAUUCUAAGUCCAAUGGAAAAAAAUCUUCAAGACAUUCAAGAAAAUUUAAACACUAUUGAGGAGGAACUCUCAAAGCUGCAGGGGCGAAUGGAACAAACAGACAUCGUGUUAUUUCUGAAGGAGGAAGCUGGUCGCAAGAGGAGAAUUAAUGAUGAAUCCCAGACAUUGUCACUGAGAGAUGGUGCCAUACUGGAUGAAAAAUUUGAUCACCCCUUCUGGUUGAACGCAGUGUUGAAAGAUAUUGUUGUUGCCAAUCACCAAGUCUCCGUCACCCUGGAUGUGGAAACAGCGCAUGCGCAGCUCGAGGAGUCUCCCUGA
This is a messenger RNA of Amblyraja radiata (thorny skate), 701 nucleotides long. RefSeq names its product nuclear factor 7, ovary-like. The record is from RefSeq and is a predicted model, not a curated record. NCBI's taxonomy places the organism in Eukaryota, Metazoa, Chordata, Chondrichthyes, Rajiformes, Rajidae. The transcript has 7 exons. The coding region runs from base 141 to 701 and encodes 186 amino acids.